Saccostrea echinata is the source of this 6514-nucleotide messenger RNA. RefSeq names its product ankyrin repeat and LEM domain-containing protein 2-like. Gene Ontology annotation, cellular component: endoplasmic reticulum. The record is from RefSeq and is a predicted model, not a curated record. Gene Ontology annotation, biological process: negative regulation of phosphorylation. Bases 20 to 3472 code for a protein of 1150 amino acids. The transcript has 11 exons. NCBI's taxonomy places the organism in Eukaryota, Metazoa, Mollusca, Bivalvia, Ostreida, Ostreidae. Gene Ontology annotation, molecular function: protein phosphatase 2A binding.
UCAUGAAGAUUCUGAAAACAUGGAACAGGUUUUAGAAGCUGUGAAACAGCUGAGUAUCAAUGAUCUUAGACAGCAGUUAUCGGAUAAUGGAGUAAAUGUUGGUCCAAUUCUACCGAGCACAAAAUUAAUUUUUCAAAAGAAACUAGCAAGUAAACUUUAUGAAAAGCAGCAUCCAAUAUCUGAUGCAGUGGAUGGGAAUACAGGUGAUAACCAAGUAUUUCAAACGAGUGGCGAUACUCAGAUUUGCGAGCAGAAUGCAGAGACAGGACAAGUAAAAGAGGAGACGCCUGCUACAGAACCAGAGGUGUCUGUGUAUUAUGGAGUAUGCCCUCCUCUUGGAGUCUCAUUGGAAGAAAAACAAGGUCAAACUUUAGUGUUCACCGACAAAAAAUUGGCUUUACAGUCUGUAAAGAAGUUUUCAGGAGCCAGGUUCAAAUGUUUUAAAAGCAAAGAGGAUGCAGAAAAGUUUUCCAAGUUGUCUCCUGAUGACAUUGCAUCACCAUGGAAACCAACAACAAAAAAUGGAAAUGGUGCAAUUGCAACUUUGAGUACAGGAGUUUCAGUGGAAAGCAGUCCAUUUAAAGGCCCAAAGCCACAAGAGCUAAGCAAACUAAGAAAGGCAAUUGAGGAAGGAGACGUCGUUACUGUAGAAUCAUUGGUGUGGGAAAACCCUAGGUUUCUGGUCAGUGGAGGAGACACACCUGUUAUUCUUCAGGAAGGUCCAAGAUACAAUGCAUUGCACAUAGCGGCUCGAAGCAACCAAGCUGGAAUUUGUCAGCUUAUUUUGGAUACGUUAGAAGAUCCCAGCUUUAUUGACAAGUUAUAUGGCCAUACUAAUGAAACAGAGGGCACAAGGACAAACAGAAUUAACUUCAUUGUAGACCUGUAUCUCAACACUCCAGAUAAAGCGGCCUGUGAGGUCCCAUUACAUUUUGCAUGUAAACAUGGAUUUGCGGAAGUUGUGGCAGUUUUGAUAUCUCAUCCUAAAAUAGACAAAUCUGUGAGAAAUAAAUUUAAUGAAACUCCUAGAGAGAUUAUCUGCAGUAGAGUAGAUAAUGCUACAACUGCUCAAAGAGAAGAAAUUAAAGAGUUAAUGGAAGGUCAGUUUUUUGUCCCAUUGCUGCGGUCUGAGGACAACUCUUCUCAGCCUUUCAUUGGUAUUCCAUGGUCACCAGAAAGUUCCCGAAGCACGGUUAAUCUGCCACCUCUGUCCUGGAGCCCCAAAGAUCCUCUUAUGGCCGUCAAGGCUUGUGCUGGACCCAUGACUCCUUCCAAGGCAAAUUUGUUCCACAAGAGGUGGAACACCCCUCCAUCUAACAGUCCAGAUUAUGCAAAGCGAAAAUUUUAUUCGACUAAACGAGAAGACAGUGAGAAAGGUCUUGAGAGAAUCGGCAGGCAACUUGCACAUGACAUGGGGAUUCCUUGGGUGGAAUACUGGGAUUUCUUACAGACAUACACUGACAUGACAACUGAUGAUGGUCUGGAUCUCCUUGAGGAAUACCUACAGAAGCAGAGCCUAGCUCUUUGUAUUGAGGAGGCACUGGGAAAACUAGACCUCCUUUCUAACAGCUUCCACUCUUUUAAGUAUAACCAGAUGGAUAUGUCUAUCAGUCAGAGCAAAGACGGAGGAGGAAGUAUGAAUGUGUCCUGGUUGAUGUCCCCUCUAGCCGACAUUGAGGAAUCCUUGCACGAGCAGGAAAUGGUGGAUAUUGAUAAGUAUCUCCAUGGCAACAUCAUGGAUCAGGUGAAAAAUUACAGUUCCAAUGGAGCUCUUCCAAACUCAGAGACCAUGAAGAGGUCGGUAAGGAUAGAUGAAUCUUUCACAAUGCCAAAAAAGAAUAUUUAUGAUUAUGGAAGAAUGAAUCGAUCCAUGGAAUGGUCCAUGGAUAGUAGUGAUUGGUCACAGGAGAGUUUUUCUGGUAUCCUGACCCCAAUGUCCUGUUUAUCGGCUUUGUUCUCUAAACUAUCACUACUAGAUAGGUCACGCAGACAGAGAAGGCUUUCAGGAUCACAAGGAUGUUUAGGCAUUUCAUGUUUGGGGAGUGGAUAUCCAGGAUUUGUUAAAUCUACCAGGAGUGAACAUGGUAAAAUAGAAACAUCAGGUUUACAAAGCAAUGGGGCAGUUCCACAUGAUACAGAUAAUGUGAAAGAAAUGCAAAGUAGUGGAUGUGUCUACAUUAGGGAAGCGAGGCUGACAGCAGAUAAUAAUAAUCAGGAAGAUUUAAAAAAUAGCAACACUGAAGAAUACAGGAAAACAGCAGAUGGGUUUCAGUCAACUGAAUUGUUUGUUGUGGAUGAUAAUCUGAAUAAAACAACCAUCAUAAGUGCUAAGGAGCCUGAUGAGUCUACUGUACUAGUAGACAAUGUACAAAGUUGUGAGACAAAUAUUCGAGGAGAAACAAAUUGGAGAGAAAAAUCACAGACUUCAAGUUCAUCCUCUCAGGGGGAGGAACAUCAAGCAAUUGAGGAACUCCUCCAAAGGGCCAGUGCAAUAACAGAAUCCCAAAGACAGCCAACAGAUCAGAUUGAUGAUCUUGUGAAUCAGUUUAACGAGAAAAUAGACUUCAGAACCUCAGUAAAUUCAGAGAGCGCAUUAAGUAAUCAAUCAGAAAGAGAAACUCCAAUGCCAAGGAAAAGAUUGACAUUCUCCGAGGACAAAGUUGAGGAGCAGAUGGAGAGUUCUACAGAGGAGGACCUGGAAUCCUGUCAUCUAGACAUCACCCUACAGUUAGACAAGGAUAGGGUGCCUAGCUUUGAAUUUCAGUCCAUGUUUGAGCUGCUUAAUGAGAAAAAGACUUUACAAAAUCAAAAAGAUGGAAACACAAGGCGAGUGAUUUACAGUCGAGACAUUAUUUUAGAUCUUGCUGGACAGAAUCUGGAGGAUGUAGAUAGUGUAAGUCUCAGUGUUGCUGUUGUCCCACCUAAUUCUACAGUUGCAGAAAUGGCGAUAUUUUCUAACAUUCCAUUCUUUGUGAUUCGAGGAAGCCAGUAUAAACCAGGGGACUCUUUUCCCAGUAAAUUACCAGCGAUGGUGGAUGUUGUCUUCAAUUUCGUGAAGGAUUCUGUAACAUCAGCGUUGGCAGUCAACAACAAAUCUAGAGGGAAAAUAUAUUUUAUUAGUGGCUACCAGCCCAGUAAGACAGACUUGGAUGUGUAUAGAGCAAUACAAGGCAGGGAGGUGGAGAAGGAGAACUAUCCACUUAUCCACAGGUGGAGAGCCUUAGUUUCCUCCAGGAUGGCCAAUCCUAACUGCAGUUGGCCAAGUCCUGCAAGAUCACAUUUCCAAGGCAAUUUGUCUGCCAGUUUUCCACAAGUGUCCACUCCAAACAAAGCCCCAGAGAGCCCUAUUGUGUUUUACAGAAGUCCAAUUCCUCGAGGGACCCCAACACGACAAAAAAUGUCUGCUACCUGGUCAAUGCCUAACAUUAAGGCUCAGUUAUUUCCAAGGUCACCAAUGGCAGAAAGAAGAUGAAAACUGGAUUAAAUAACUUUGUAAUUAUUAAUAUUAAGAAGAAAAUAUGAAAGCCUUCAUUUUUGGGGAUAUAUAAAUAAAGACUAAAUUUGUCAUUUUUCAUUGGACAUAUGAUAACAAAUGUCUUUAUGGUACAUUCUUCAAAAGAAGACUGAGCUUCAGUGUUGGACUUUUUAGUAGAGAGCAUUUUGUGUGAUUCCAUUUCCUGCUGUGAUAAUGUGUGUGCUUAUGUAUAAGUAGACUCAAUAAACACUAGGUAGAAUUAGGUUCUUAGACCUUUCAAACUUAUCAUACACUUUGUUUUCUCAGAUGUUGUGAAUUUGUGUGCAGAACUGAUAUUUUGUAUUCUUUGUACAGAGCUUAGAAACUGUUUAGCAUUGUAUCAUAGCUUGAACUGCUUGUUUUUCACUACAGCUUAGUUAAUAGUGAGAAUGUUCAUAUUUUUCAUUUUUAGUGAAUAAGGUUUUAGUUUUUAUUGUCAAAGUAUAUUUUAGUUAUUGAAUUUUUAUUGUUUUCUUAACUACACAAUGUAUGUGUAUGGACUGAGUAGCAUCAAGUUGAAUCAGGUUACACAGUACAUUCAGUCGGGUUAAUCAAAAUAUAAUUAAUUAAGUUUGUAACAUCAUGAUUAUUGCUUUAGAGAUUUUUUAACAGUCAAGCACAUGAAGAAAUACAGUAUUUUUCUUUUACAUUUGUCCAGUUCAUUUCUGCUUUGUAGAGGUGUCAUUUCUAAAUAUUAAAAACUUUGUCUCGGAUAAGUUGUGAUAUGAAAACUUAAUGCUGUAAAAUAUCUUCUUCUUUAAGUUCUAUGCUAUUUUUCUUUGAUUUUUUUUUAAAUAGCAAUCUUCAUGCCUGAAAGUAAAAAUGAAAAAAAAAAAUGUAUUUAAAUAGGAGGAAUAAAAAAAUACAUGUAUAUUAUCUAUGGGAAGUAUUGAAAUUUAGAUUAAUAUAAGGAAAUUUAAACUGAAUAUAAAAAAAAGGUAUAUAAAACUUUUCAUGUUCAUAAAUGACUGAAGAAAAAUCUUAAGUCUUGCUGAUAUCAAACUCAUCUAAAGUUUACAUAGGGAAUGUUUUAACUGCUGAUUGACAGUACAUUAAACAGCAUUACAGAUUUUAAAUUUGCAUUCUGUGUUUGUGGAUUAACAAUUUUGGAAGUAUAAUGAUGAUGUGUAAUUAGGGCCCUGCAAGAAUUUGUGGGUGCCCUAGAGACUAUAGUAAUCACUCUGUCUGUCAAUCUGACUUCAUCUGUCAUUCUUCCAUCCACAUUUUAAAAAAAAAUUUAAUUUAUUUUUUUUGUAACUUUUUUUAUUUUUUUUUAUUUUUUAUUUUACAGUUUUCCUAUGAAGUUCAGUUUUGGUGUGUUUGUUGAAUUUGGCAGUAAGACAUAUUUUGAUACCAAUUUUGAGUCGGGUCUUAUCAAGGGAGCUGGGGUGGUGGGGUAGAUUUUUAAUUUGUAGAAACAUUUUCAUCAGUUAUAACUCUUUGCCCAUUCAAUCUUGUAAACUGUGAAAGCUGCAAGGAGUCCCCUUUAUUAAUAAUCUUGCCUGCUGCAGAAAAUCUAGAACCUAAUCUUUCACAUUAAGAUUAAUUAACACCUCUGUCUGCAGGUGAUGUUAUUCUGAAGUUAAGGUCAAGUCUGGGUUAAGUUUGCAAUCACUGAAGGGUUGUCAUUUUUUAAAGUGCAGAACUUUAAUCUCGAUCAAAUACACAUUUUGUUGCAAUAUAUUUUAUGGAAUUGAAAAAAUGUAUACAUGUAAGUAAAAAUAUCACAUUCUUAUUGCUGCCUUAUGUAAAGUCAAGGACACUAAUAAUUUUUAUAGGUAAUUGGAUAAUAUCCUCAGUUUGUCUUUGCUGAAAGUAUUCAUAUUGUAGACAAAUAAUGACCCCCAAGGGUAGGGCGGGGCCACACUAGGGAAUCCAAGUUUUGCAUUGAAAUACAUAGAAAAAAUCUUUAAAAAUCUUCUCCUAAAGAGCCAUUGGGCCACAAUAGCUGAAACUUAUCUGGAAGCAUCCUGGGGUAGUGUAGAUUCUAAAUUGUUCAAAUCAUGACCCCGGGGGGGUAGGUUGGGGCCACAAAAGAUAUUAUUACAAUGGAGAAAAUCUAGUGAAGAAUAUGGCAGGGUCAUAGUUACUCAGGUGAAGGCCGUGGCCCAUAGGCCUCUUGUUUUUCUUUCUCCAAUUAUCAUAAAUCCAUCCCUUAAUCUGCACCUUUAGAUGUGUAUGCAUCUUUGGGGCCCUUGCUGACUGGUCAGUUUUCUAGUUUCUCAUUAAUAUUGUAAAUCACAUUUACAAGAACAUAUAUCACACAUAAUUUUACCCGAUCAUCUGAUACAAAAAAAAAAAUGUACUCUUUAAACUACAAAAUAAGUUGAGUAAUAAAUUGAACGAAGUUUAAAGGAAAUUAUUAUGUAGGAUUUCUUUAACAUUGCUGAUAAUUGAGGUCUUCAUUUUCACUAAACUGCUGAUGUAUAAAAACUUUUUGAAGGAAAGAGAGCUCUGUUUAAUCAAAAACUCUCCCAUACAUGUGAAACUAUUGCAAAAUUAAACAUUAUGAAUAAUUAGAAAAAGAGCUAAUAAAUUGAGUAAACUUCAGUCUUGUAGGUAGGGAAAAAUUACUUUAUUUAUUUGGUUGUGGUGCAUAAUUUAAUAGCAAUGUAACCGUGUAGUGGAGUUUUUUCCUCUGCAUGUAAACUCAUCAGAAUGUGGAUUCCAUUGACUCUUUCAAUGAUUUUAAUGUAUAAUUGUACAUAUUCUCAAUCCAAGUUGGAUGUUUCAUGAACAUUAACAAUGUUAGAAUGAAAACUCAGAUUACACUAUCCUUAUAAUUUGAUUAGUUUCACUUACAUUUUGUAAUAAUAUUCUAGAUUAUUUUUCACUUUAAUAAUUUCCCAUUUGCCCAGAAAUUUAUUUUCAAUAUGUUGCCACAGCUGUGUUCAUUUUCCAGUUUGAUUGCAUUAUGUAAUAUUUUAUACAAUUUUAUUUUAUAUUUAUUUAUAAAUGUUGAUUUUUUUUUUCAUGCAAGUACAUGUAUUGCAGUAAAUU